Messenger RNA from Venturia canescens, 1869 nucleotides. Its product is annotated as short/branched chain specific acyl-CoA dehydrogenase, mitochondrial. Gene Ontology annotation, cellular component: mitochondrion. The record is from RefSeq and is a predicted model, not a curated record. The coding region runs from base 463 to 1719 and encodes 418 amino acids. Gene Ontology annotation, molecular function: acyl-CoA dehydrogenase activity; flavin adenine dinucleotide binding. The transcript has 9 exons. NCBI's taxonomy places the organism in Eukaryota, Metazoa, Arthropoda, Insecta, Hymenoptera, Ichneumonidae.
CUUCGUUGAGGAGGGCAAGACGUCGAUCGUUCAAUCGAUAAAAAUUGUGUACGUGCGCCGAAUAUGUGUGUCGCGGGCGCGUGUGUGUGUAUCUGGCUCUCGCGGGCUUUCGUCCCGAUCUUAGCCGAGUUCCCAACCGUCACAAAAGUCCAUGAAAUUUUUCGUCUCUCUGUAUCAUUAAAAUAUUAUAUAACCGACAGUUUCGUGCCCGAUCCGAUCAGUCGUGUUCCAGCAACCACCAGCUUUUCAUAAUAUAACCAGUGCACAAACUGCUAUAUCAGUACACGUCCUCAAUAUAACUCGUUCCACAACGAGGUGAAGAACAAAAAAGGACGGACGAGAACACUCGGUCGUUGAUCAAUUCCAAGACGUUUCGCGUUCCAUCUGUACCCAUUACUUUUUUUUGAGAUCUCCGAUCUUUGUUUAUAUUGAUUCUUGACGAAAAUACAUAUUUUGUACACAAUGAAUUCGUUGAGGUCGAAAAUUGGCAAGAUUUCACGUAAAAUGAUAAUUAAUGCGAAUAGAGAGCUGCACGUUUCGACGGCCGGAUUGCAAGCUCACAACCCUAGACCUUUGACCCAAUUCACCGACGACGAGACCAUGAUGAAGGAAACUGUGGCGAAACUGGCAAAGGAACAAAUAGCACCACUGGUUAAAAAAAUGGAGAAAGAAGGAAAAAUCGACGAUACCGUACUGAAAAUGCUAUUCGACAAUGGGUUAAUGGGGACCGAAAUUCCCGCAGAUUAUGGCGGUACGGGCAGUAAUUUCAUGACGACAAUUUUGGUAGUCGAAGAAAUAGCGAAAGUCGAUGGUGCGGUCGCUGCCCUCGUCGACAUUCACAACACCCUCGUUAAUUCGUUCAUCAUAAAAAUAGGAAAUGAGGAACAGAAAGCGAAGUUUUUACCAAAACUUGCUGGAAAUUAUGCCGGAAGUUUUUGCCUAACCGAACCAGGCGCGGGCUCGGAUGCUUUUUCGUUGAAAACUGUAGCGAAAAAAGACGGCUCGGAUUAUGUGAUAAACGGGACUAAAAUGUGGAUUUCGAAUUCUGAUAUCGCUGGCGUAUUUUUAGUGUUCGCCAACGCAAAUCCAUCGGCGGGUUAUCGAGGGAUUUCAACAUUUUUCGUUGAAAGGGACACACCAGGACUGACCGUGGCCAAACCUGAAGACAAACUAGGAAUUAAGGCAUCUGGAACAUGCAUGGUUAAUUUUGAUAAUGUUAGGGUUCCAGAGUCUAAUCUACUCGGAGAAUUUGGUCACGGAUAUAAAUAUGCAGCUGGAUUUUUGAACGAAGGAAGAGUCGGCAUAGGCGCACAAAUGAUUGGAAUGGCCCAGGGUGCUCUUGACGCAACCAUUCCUUAUACUCUGGAGCGCAAACAAUUUGGAAAAGACAUUUUUUCUUUCCAGUCCAUGCAACAUCAAAUUGCUCAAGUUGUCACUGACCUCGAAUGCGCAAGAUUGCUUGUUUACAAUGCAGCUAGGAUGGUUGAGGCAAAGCAGGACUUUUUGCAAGCUGCUGCAAUGGCAAAACUUGUUGCAUCGGAAACGGCUCUCAAGGUAACAGCAAAAUGCAUAGACUUCAUGGGAGGAGUCGGGUUUACAACAGAUUUUCCCCAGGAGAAAUUUUUCCGAGACUGCAAAAUUGGAACGAUUUAUGAAGGAACGAGUAACAUGCAAUUGUCAACGAUAGCCAAAUGUAUUAGGAAGGAGUACUCGCCGUGAUGUCAAUAAUUCACAGCUCUAACGAAUCUUCCACUCAUUCCAACAAAUCACUUUUAUUCAUUGAAUAUAAUUUUAAUAUUUUUUUAGUAACCAAUUGAUUAUACAAUUUGAGUAAAUACACGUACGCCCGAGAGGUGUGAACUAUUCUUA